AUGGCGCUCCUCUCCUUGUCGGUCCUCACCAGUCCUGUGGACGCGACAGCAUUAACCUACAACGUGGCAGCGUACGAAAAGGCUUGCUUCUACACCUGGGCCGAUAUCCCCAGGAAAAAGAUCUCCUUCUACUUUGCCGUCCAAUCAGGUGGAUCGUUCGAUAUUGAUGUGGAGGUCGACGGCCCUUCACAGAAACAGAUCCUCAAACUUGAGAAGGAACGCCAGGGCGAUUACGUCUUCACCGCGAACGAAAUUGGCGAGUAUUCCUUCUGUUUCUCGAACGGGAUGUCGACCUUUGCUGAAAAGGUCGUUGAUUUCGAGAUCUCGGUCGAGCACGAGAAACGGCCUGCGCAGGCUGACCAAAAGGAAAAGGGACAGGGCCCUCAGGCCCAGGCGGAGGCUAUGGACGAAUCCCUGUUCCGACUGUCGGGCGAGCUGGGCAGGAUCGAUCGUAUGCAGAAGCACUUCAAGACCAGGGAGAACCGCAAUUUCUCGACCGUUGUCUCUACAGAGAACAGGAUCUUUUGGUUCUCCUUGACAGAGUCGGCCCUGAUCGUCGCCAUGUCCAUGGUUCAGGUCUAUGUCGUGAGGACCUUUUUCAGUGGAUCGAGAAGAACGCAUGUCUGA
Molecule: messenger RNA, 627 nt
Organism: Gamsiella multidivaricata
Lineage: Eukaryota; Fungi; Mortierellomycota; Mortierellomycetes; Mortierellales; Mortierellaceae
Product: emp24/gp25L/p24 family/GOLD-domain-containing protein
Exons: 2
Coding region: 1-627 (208 amino acids)
Biological process (GO): intracellular protein transport; endoplasmic reticulum to Golgi vesicle-mediated transport; protein retention in ER lumen
Cellular component (GO): endoplasmic reticulum-Golgi intermediate compartment; COPII-coated ER to Golgi transport vesicle; endoplasmic reticulum
Source: RefSeq, a predicted model, not a curated record